GGAAAUCUGAUAUGCGCAUGCGUUGUCCAGUGUCACAACGUAGUUGUUGUAGUAACAAGGAAGAUUAGCGGCGAUGCUCAAUUCUCUCUGCGCUCUCUCUGCGCAACUAAGCUUGUUAGCUUUUUCAGCCGCCCUGAAAUAAAGGAGGGAGCUACAAUGGCACUAACCUGAUUGCAGGAGGAUAUCAGCUGUCUCUCCCUCUCUGGAAAUGCCCGCCGUUGUCCCGGAUAAAGAGGAGUCCGAUUCCUCCUCUGAGGACGAACAUGAAGACCAACCCUGCAUUGCCUGGAGUGGCCUCAGCAGGACAAUCCCAAUCUUCAUCUUUUUCCCUGAAGCCAUUGUUUCAAAGGGUGGAUCUAUCUUUGCUCGUGGAGAGCGAUACAACAUGGCCUUCAAGAUCGUGCGAACAGAGAGUCGCCUGGUGCGGGGGAUCCUGACCAAUCAUGGUUUCCAUGAGGUUCACUCAAAUAGCAACGACUUCAACCUCAUGUGGGCUGGAUCCCACCUGAAACCUUACCUACUGCAAAACCUUCAAGAUUUCCAAAAGGUCAACCACUUUCCUAGAUCGUAUGAACUGACCCGCAAAGAUCGGCUUUAUAAAAACAUCCAACGAAUGCAGGAGUCCCAUGGCUUCAAAAACUUCCACAUAGUUCCACAGACCUUUGUGCUCCCGUUGGAAUACCAGCAAUUCUGCAGUAGUUAUGCCCAGGACAAGGGCCCGUGGAUUAUUAAACCAGUUGCAUCUUCAAGAGGACGAGGCAUCUACUUAGUCAGCAAUCCAAAUCAGAUUUCAAUGGAUGAGAACAUUUUAGUCUCCCGCUAUAUUCAUAGCCCUCUACUGAUCGAUGAGUUCAAGUUUGACGUGCGCUUGUAUGUGUUGGUCACAUCAUAUGAUCCACUCCUCAUCUAUGUAUAUGAGGAAGGCCUCGCAAGAUUCGCCACUGUCAAGUAUGACAGGACUCCAAAAAAUAUUAAGAACACCUUCAUGCAUCUCACCAACUACAGUGUGAACAAAAAGAGCAGCGAUUACGUCAGUUGUGAUGACCCAGAGGUUGAGGACUAUGGAAACAAGUGGAGUAUGAGUGCAGUUUUGCGCUACUUGAGGGAGGAGGGAAAGAACACCAUAUUGUUAAUGAGACAGGUAGAGGAUGUGAUCAUCAAAGCUGUGCUCAGCGCUCAGACACAGAUCGCCGCGGCCUGCAAGACAUUCGUUCCCCACCCGACCAACUGCUUUGAACUUUACGGAUUUGAUGUGCUCAUCGACGCCAACCUGAAACCGUGGUUGUUGGAGGUGAACCUUUCUCCAUCCUUGGCUUGUGAUGCCCCCUUGGAUUUGAAGAUAAAGGCCAGCAUGAUUGCAGACAUGCUCUCGCUUGUGGGCUUGGUGUGUCAGGACCCCCUGAUGAGGAAGCCUCGCUCGCAGCGAGUCGUCCUGGACCCCGGCCUUAAGCAGCCUGCCCAAAGAACACAGUGGCAGAGGUCCCCAGCAGCCACUAACAGUGAAACAGUGCAGUGUAAAAACAAGCCAGAAGAAGACGACGUUCUGAGCUUGACUGCUGAGCAGAUCAAAGUCCUGAGGAGGACAAGGGAGGAAUAUGAGAGGAGAGGAGGUUUCAUUCGAAUAUUCCCCACUGAAGACACAUGGGAGCUCUAUGGUGGAUAUCUGGAGUCUAAGACAUCAUUGAACUCAAUGUUGGCAAACAGACUUUUCCAUGGAAGGAAUGCAUGCGGGAAUGCGCAGCUGCAGAUGGACACACUUGAUGGCUACCACGCCGUCCAGUAUGAGAGGAAGCUGCCGUCUCUGGAGGCUCGUAAGAAGAGACGGCACCACCUGAGUCAUCGCUCUGCUGCUGGAAAGAAAAAAUGGGGGAAGGAAUCCAAGGCCUCCCUGAUGGAGAGCAGUAGCCUGGUGGGAGAGGACUGCUUAGGGGAGAAAAGAGAGGAGACGAAACAUAUUCUCAAGCCAGUCUCACACAGGGUUUUGGUAGCAGAGCAAAGAAAACAAGUGGCUUCACCGGCGCAGAGCUCUCACGGCGACACUCUAUCCAGCUCGCAGGCAGCAGCACGCAACAGCAGGCCCCGUGUCAACCUGCUUCACUUCCUCCAGCAGGGGUGGGACAUCAGUAAAGUGCAGGCCCGGAUGACCUUUUCCUGUUACCUACAGCGGGUUCAACAGAGACUUUUGGCAGAGAGCAGGGUCAAAGGCAUUCCAUCUUGGGCAGACAAGGACAAUGACCAAAUGGAGCUUGUAGUUCGCUUCCUGCGAAGGGCUGCCAGUAACCUCCAGCAAGACGUUAAUGUGGUUUUGCCCAGUCACCAGCUACCAGUCCAAGACCGCAGACGCAUCCUGUCCCGCCAACUCGGAGAGUUUAUCCAGUCUUACGAAAAGGAAACUGCGCAUCUAGUGAAAAAACAGCAGAACGGUACAGAGGAGAAGUGUGUUGCCGCCAGUGUGUUUCAUGACUACAUCACUACUGCGAGUGAAACUGAUCUGGAGGAAGUACUGACGUUCUACACACAGAAAAAUAAAUCAGCCACCGUCUUCCUCGGUACAAAAGUCAGGCAUGUUAAAAAAGCCUAUCAUGAAAAACAUGCCUCCAAAGAGCCAGCUCAGACUGUGUCCAAAGAGGAUUCCAGCUUGUCAGAAUCAACGCCCUCCACGGGAAAAGUCAGCAGUGACACAGACAACAAAGCCACCGAAAGUCAACCCGCGGUUUGUUUGUCUGAAGGCCAGCUGACCGGAUUUGGACAUGCAAAAAUCCAUCCACAAGUCCAUUCUUCCCAACGCUGCUCGGGCGUUCCCGCAACUUCAGACUUCCCCCAUAUUAAUCAACAGAGCUACUCCAUCAGCCCUUCGUCUUUGCCUCGUCAUCGUCCUCUGCCACUUCCCCCGCAACCUCCAUCCUAUGCUCAAUCAUUGGCAAAGUCUCAAUUCCGCCAGACUAAGACACCGAGUCCUGUUUAUACCCCUCAUCCAACCCAGCUUCUCUGGAGGAUCCCAUCUUCCACUGCGCUCUCGUCAAGUUCCGGAGCAGCUUCUUCCAUCAACAGCACCCUUCACGUAUAUAGCCAGAAGCUCUCUCGACCAACAUCUGCAGACCAAGUGUCCAAAAUGUACAGCUCCAGUAAGCUGAAGUCAAACUUUGAGGGAGGCUUCGGGGAGUUGAACCCUCUUACUGUCCAGGCCCAGUCCAACCAGCAGGCCUUCAUCUCAGCCCUCCAGAAGCUGGCAGACAAGCAGGUUGCUCGCAACACUGCUGGCUCCAGUCACAUCAACCUCCUGACACGACAUCUGACCAGGCUAAACCUGGCGAGCCGGAUGUUAAAUGGAGAGAGUCCAAAGAUGCUGACCCCAUCUGCCGCAGGGCUGGACCACCCCUCAACUGAUCCUCUUAGAAACAGGACCCAUCAGGGGCGGAUGAAUGAUGGUGACGUUUCCGGUGGCAGACAGAGUAACAGCGACGUCAGCACUGUUACGGUGUCUAGUCCUGAGGGGAGCUGCUAUCGUGUGAGUGGAAACCAUCAGCAUCAGUUUGCUGGCCAGCAAACGCAACCGCAAAGAAUUCAGCCGUGGCAAUUGUUGGACCAGAGCCAUUGCGGAUACCAGGAUCAACAUUCAGACGAAACAAACGCUCCAUAUGCGGAGGUUCCAACAAAAUCUUCCAGCUCUACUGGACCACCCCAUCACAGUCACAUCAGGACCCGUGAUAGUUCCGUUCUCUCCCCAAAGCCACCCAGCGAGGCCAGAGAGGGCACGAUCAGGAAACCAGCAGCAGCACGCCUCGGCAAGCAGACGUCCACUCAGAUGACAGGCUGUGGAAGCGUGACCAGCGGGCAGCAUUUGGUCUACGAGGCCAUCUGUGCUGAGACAGGGCUUUCUGUGUACCGCAAGCUGCUGCAGGUCCAGGAGCCCAGAUGACACCAGGGUGACCAGAGGCACGUACUGCCCCUCUGCUGGCCUGACAGGUGUCUCUGUAUGUAACGCACGCACGCACGCCCUGGCAUACUGGUAUAUUCUGGGAAAGUACAACAGCGGAAAAUGUGCCAGGCUCCGAUGAAUUUGUCUCUUCUACUGCCGCAGACAUGGCGAAUCGCGUGCCAGGCACGGAAUUCCCAGCUUUGACGCAGGCUGGGAUUUGGUCGUGCGGCCUAAUAUCAGAUGGCCUUUUCCAGCCUGCGCUCGCUCUCCGUGCCAGCAGUUUCUCGCCUUCAUUCUCUCCGUCAUUGCCGAUGCUACGGAAAGAUUUCACAGGCGGAUAGCUUUCAACAGAUGCCCCACUGGCAUUUAGUAUGCAAGCCAUUGACAUGAACCCUCCCUUGCCGCCACCACCGCCGUCAACAAGAGACAUCCCGUGAAUGGUAAGCACGCAGACAAGUUCCUGGCAUGAGACACUGACUUCCAGUCCAGGAUGAAAACAAACAGUUACCAAAUCCUCACUGGCCAAAGGAUGAGUUUAAUUAUAGCAACCUUUGCUGAAACUGACAUGUGGAUGUUUUUAUCCAGGGAGCUACUUUAAUACAGUAAUUUAUUGCUGUUAUUACAUUGGAAGUAGGCCUUGUUGGGCCAUUGCUGCAGCACAAAAGAAGAAACUUGAUGAAGUUAAUGGUGCACGUGUUGACCAGCAUCCUGGUGGAGAUAUCGAGAAGUCACUCAGGGGUGCGUUGUGAAUAAAACUAUUCUGUUGUGUAGCUUUACAUUCAUCUUAUUUGUUUUGUGAUAACGUGGAAGUAAAAGACUUGAACGUCGCACACGUCAACCAACAAUCUCAUAUGUUGUUGGUUGACGUGUUUUGUUUGCACAGAUUGUAGUCAUCCAUUUCGGGGCGAUCUUGUAACUUUUGCAGUGCAUUAUUGUCAUGUGAAAUGUCAUGAUGUGUUUGUUUUUUACACCAGCGGCAUGCUUUAUUAUAAGAAUCCAAAUCCAAUGUAUAUGUUCUACUGCGCUAAUCUAGUUUAGUUUACAGACAAUCUGUUCAAUUCCUGACUGUUUACAACACUCGUGCAUGGAAACACUAGCUGUUAUUUUCGGUAUUGUUACUACUGGUCAGAGUAAAAGGGAGACAGUGACAUGCAGGUACAAUAAAUGCACACUCAGCAUUACAGCAAAUAAAGUGAUCUGAUGAUUGUU
Molecule: messenger RNA, 5128 nt
Organism: Hippocampus zosterae (dwarf seahorse)
Lineage: Eukaryota; Metazoa; Chordata; Actinopteri; Syngnathiformes; Syngnathidae
Gene: ttll5
Product: tubulin tyrosine ligase-like family, member 5
Exons: 31
Coding region: 209-3919 (1236 amino acids)
Biological process (GO): microtubule cytoskeleton organization; protein polyglutamylation
Cellular component (GO): cilium
Molecular function (GO): tubulin binding; tubulin-glutamic acid ligase activity
Source: RefSeq, a predicted model, not a curated record